Asterias rubens (European starfish) is the source of this 1057-nucleotide messenger RNA. RefSeq names its product microfibril-associated glycoprotein 4-like. Bases 1 to 984 code for a protein of 327 amino acids. The record is from RefSeq and is a predicted model, not a curated record. Lineage: Eukaryota; Metazoa; Echinodermata; Asteroidea; Forcipulatida; Asteriidae. The transcript has a single exon.
AUGGAAGUGAUGAUCAUAAUAUUUGUUCUGAUUUUGAUGGUAAAGACCUGCCAUAGUGUUAACCGACGGUUCAUCGAAACGUUCUACCUGGCUGAAAACCGAGCCUUACUGAAUCAUGUGUUUCAGUGGAAGACGGUAUCUUCACCCGUGAUCUGUGGGCGAGACUGCUCUAUGGAUCCACAGUGUGCAUCAUUUAACUUUCAGACAAAUCAUGUUUGCCUGUUGAAUAAUGCUAGCAAAGCUCACAGCCUAAAUGACUUUGUUGAGAUUCAAGCGAGUGCCUACUAUGAUGACAACUUGGACACUUUGUCAUUUUCACUAUCCAGCACUACAAGUUACAGUAGUUGUCUGGAGUUGUAUCAAGCUGGUUACCGCAGCAAUGGCAUAUACACCAUAUACCCUUCAAGUCUGGCUGAUGGGUUACAGGUCUACUGUGAUAUGGAGACAGAUGGAGGAGGCUGGAUUGUGUUCCAGAGGAGACAAGACGGACUAGUUGACUUUUACCGCACCUGGGCUGACUACCAAUCUGGGUUUGGUGAUCUGCAGAGUGAGUUCUGGUUGGGGAAUGAUAUCCUGCGUGACCUUACUGGAUCGGGUCAAUGGCAACUCAGAGUAGAUAUGGAAAAUUGGGAGUCCAACACAGCUUGGGCUUCUUAUGGUGAGUUUGCUGUUACAGGUGACAAGUACACUCUCCAUGUUGGCUCAUAUAAUGCUCAGAGUACCGCGGGCGAUUCACUGUCAGCUCAUAAUGGUUACUCAUUCACAACAAAAGAUCAGGAUAAUGAUUUAGAUGAGGAUAUAAAUUGUGGUGCGAAUGUUAAAGGUGCCUGGUGGUUUGGGGCUUGCUUUAAGGCCCACCUGAACGGUAAAUACUAUCCACAGCGAGAUGUGCCAAACUCACUUGGAAUACUAUGGCCGGAGUGGACAGGAUCAUGGGAAUACUCCCUGAAGAAAUGCAGCAUGAAAAUACGGCAAGCUUUGUAACUCUUGACUCGUUGAUCAGGGACAGGGUGUGUAUAAACCUUUGUUUAUGACCGGUAAAAAGUGUUAAUUCAUG